This is a messenger RNA of Annulohypoxylon truncatum, 1556 nucleotides long. RefSeq lists its product as uncharacterized. The record is from RefSeq and is a predicted model, not a curated record. The transcript has a single exon. NCBI's taxonomy places the organism in Eukaryota, Fungi, Ascomycota, Sordariomycetes, Xylariales, Hypoxylaceae. Bases 472 to 1371 code for a protein of 299 amino acids.
CCUGCCCAUCGUACCCCAAAGAGAACAUUGCAAGACAAUAUGUUCCUCCUUAAAUUAAGCUGACUUAGCAGCAUUCCAUAGUCUAACGACUUGUGUGCAACGCAAAAAGUAGAACCGCAAGGGAUACCGCCGGUGAACCAUUACCGAGUGUUCGAUAAGUUAUUUUUAGCUUCGUCUUCAACAUCAUAGUCGGUAUCCGCUGAAAGGCAAACAACUUGAGAAAUUCAAAAACACAGUACACACAAAUCAGUCAAAGGCAACAGAAUUGUUGAGGAUUUCUUUGGUAUGGGACUCGACUAUUUCCGCAAGGACGGGAAUAAGGCCAUCCUAUGAAAUGCAACGUUUCGUAACGUAAAGGAAAUGAGUUGCUAUAAUUAAUCACAAAAGAAGUACCUGAGGUCCGAUCAAUUGUUUUAACCUUGUUUAUUGGUAUGUUCAGUAGGUUGGAAACAAUGGAAAUCGGGUCAAAGGAUGGAUUUUACGAUAAGCCAACAUGCUUCAUCGACUUCCUUCAACCCAAUAUCUGAAGUUCUAUGGCGCUUCAGGUGUUUCAACCUUGACAUAGGUGAGCUACUCAAAUACAUAUACUCUCAGAAACAAAUAUUAUCCAAAAUGGGCAAGGUAAAAUCCGAGAAUCUCUACGAGAUCAUGAAGAAAUGCAAUAACUUUAACGAACUUCCGGACCCUGACCCACAACCAGAGCGCAAGAUUUUUUUACAGCAAUGCAAGCCGUCUUCCAAGUCAUUUUCGAAAAGGGACAUCAAGGCUAGGAACUACGAAAAUUAUCUAAGAUUUGAGUAUGGAUGCUCAGAAGCCAUACCCGGAGAAUUCGACCCAGAAAAAUUAGAAGCUGUUUUACAAGCCAAGCUCAAGCUUAACACCGAAAAUAGGGACUUGACCACGACUGACUCCGAGCUUCACCGGCGAGAUGAAGAACUAUCUGAGCUUGAUACUACUAAUGAAUACCAAGAAUUUGAAAAUAUACUAAACAUUAUAUAUUCCGAGGAGAUAAAUGUUUCUUCCGGGUCCCUCUCAGAUAUAUCAGUGACAGAGUCCUUGGACUCUGACGAACAGCUUGAUGAAUAUGAGAACGAAGCUAUUGUCACUGUCGCCUCAGCAGAAAAGUUUACACGGGCAAGUCCUGAAAUUGGUCCUAUGGCCACGGUGAUCCGCCGUUCGGCACCAGAACCUAUCGUGCGCAAACCUACUCCGCGCAUUAGAACCGGCUCCAAGCCGCCACUUUCCCGGAGCGCAUUCGCCCGCGCCGGAUUGCCAAGCCCGAAAGAUGGAUCCCCGGCAACUACGACUUUAAGAGGGUAUCCAAAAGCACCCAAAUACUUUCCGUAUAAGAGUAAGGCGAGAAGCGCUUAAUUCAUAGGCACCUAUAGUUGCUAGACAGGUAAAAUUUAUGUUUGAUUUGCUUCACGUACCUAGGCAAUUGAUUCUUCUUAGAACGAAUUGAAUUGCGACAUUAAUAGCCCCAGAUUUUGAUUCUACGGACGACCGAGUGUUGUAGAUGGUGACUAGGUUGAUCGAUGUAGUGAUUUUCACAGUUG